AAUACGUUAACAGCGGGUAUUAUAAGGAUUAGUUUCGGCCUAAGUAAAGAAAUCGUCGCCCUAAGUAUAAUAAAAAUAAAAAUAUACUUCAGAACGAUAACUUUUUAUAUUUUACUUAUUAAUACCCUAUUUCUCUUAUAUUUAAAAAACAUAGAUCGACUAGGUAUUAUAUUCGAUAAUAUAAAAAAUAAAAUCUCUAGCGGUAAGUACUUCGAGGUAGUCGAACGACGAUGGGGGCAUACGUUUAUAAAGCUUAUUAAUAAUACGAAGUCGAUUAAUUACUUAACGGAAAGUGAGCUUAGAAGACUAUACUAG
Colletotrichum lupini is the source of this 315-nucleotide messenger RNA. RefSeq lists its product as uncharacterized. The record is from RefSeq and is a predicted model, not a curated record. The transcript has a single exon. The annotation marks the transcript as partial. Lineage: Eukaryota; Fungi; Ascomycota; Sordariomycetes; Glomerellales; Glomerellaceae.